GGCUCGGUGCACGCGCCUUCAGUCCGUCGAGGGUCUUCGUCAAAAUUGCAUCCCUUUACCAGCGACGCGUCCUCCGGUUCGAAAGAGUGUCUCGAGUGACUGGUAAACAUUUCUCGAGUUAACGAGGGGAAGUGAACGACCACGUGAGAAAAGAACAAAUAGCUCGGCAACAUCAUGUGGAGAGUUCUCAUCGCCGGAUUUUGCACGGUCGCCGCCGCCGUUGCCCAGGAUUACGAGGUCUCGGACAUUCAGUGCAGCGGCGCUGGAUCGGCGGCCGAUCUCCUGACAGCCAAGAUCAAAAGGCCAGUCGGCUUCAGAGGCGCGCCGCUCUUCGCGGACGACAGAUCGGCGAACCCGCUCGCCGACAUUCACUGUCAGAUCAGGCCGGACCCGAACGAUCCGCAGGAGGAUAACUACUUCCUGAAGGUGACUGACUUCUCCCGAUGCGGCAUCCUCAAGAGAAACGGAUUCAUCCAUCUGCGAGUGUGGUUUCCGGCCUUUCCCGGAGUGGUGAUGCUGGCCGACCAGGAGCUGAUCCUGAUGUGUCGACCGCCCGAGCCGACGCUGCUGAGGCACAAGGCUGCCGGUUUCGCUGGCACUUUGGUUAAUCGUUUCAGUCCGCACGGCGCCAGAGUGUCCGGGGUGGUAGAGGAGACGCCUGGCCGGCUCGAGUACGAAGUGGCUCUUUACCGCGAGGCGACCGGCAACGUGUCCGAUAAUUCGCAGACGGUCGAUCAAGCGGUGCCGAUCGGCACGAAGCUGCAGCUGCGCGCCCGCAUCAGCCCGGACAGCGCCUGGGGCUACAUCAAGCUGUUGGAGGUUACGGUCAGCCCUGACCCGGAUCAGCCCCAUGCCCCCGGUAGCGUGGUACUCGUGAAGGACGGCUGCAGAAAUCGCGAUUUCGCGUCCAUCAUUCCGCACCAGCCGGCGAGGUAUCGCGAGCGCAAGAAUGAAGUCUUUCUCGACUUCGAGGCCUUCCUGCUGAGCUCGAUGAGGGAGCGCUCCACCCUCUGGAUUCAUUCGCAGAUAAAAGCGUGCAUGGAGCCGCAGGACUGUCAACCGGACUUCUGUCUCGAUCUUUUCGAACCUUCGGGACAUGGGAAGAAGAGAAAGAGAGCCGUCGAGGCGAACGUGGAAGUACUAGGCGAAUUUCUGCCGAAGGUCGAGCGUUUGAUCAAAAGGUACAACGACUCCACGCCGUACACGAAGUUCAAAGAGAACAUUGAAUAUACGGUGAUGAUGCCAGAUGACCUGUACGACAAAGUGGCGGCCGGCCUCGAAGGUAGCUGCGGAAAUUUUCUUUACGUGGCAACGGGAUUGGGUGCUCUACUAGUGUUAUCGGCCUUUAUCAUGUGCUACCUGGCAUCGCGUCUUCACAACCUGUCCUCGACGGUGCAGCAGAACAAGUCUAUCGACGAGUUGGUCCGAGACCGCACUAGGAAAUAUUGCGACACUACGCCAGGCUACACCGGUCGCUCGACGAUGCAAUAGAGCGACGCGUGAUUGAGAGGAGAGAGAGAAAGAGGUGCAUAAAUCACUCGCGUCAAAUACCUCCUCACAAAGUGUACAGUCGCGUCGUACGAUGUAACGUGUGCGCGAUAUCGUAUCGUAUAAUUAAUGUAACGUUACUUCGAGACUAGGAUGUUUAUUUGCGAGCAGGAGGGCAAUGUCACGUUUACGAGCUACUUGACUCUCCGCUUCGAAAACGGCAAGGCACUCGUCCCACUUCGUUGACGGCGAGAUGUAUCUUAACCGUUUCAUUACCGCCGAUAUAGUACGAUGGUAUCACGCUGCAACUUUGUCGAGGAAUGAUUUUCCGGCUGCGAGCUCUGAAUUAACGUUCGAAUGCGAGCGAACGACGCCGCCCACUGUGGAAACAAAAAUAGUUCUCGCGACGAGGAACGGCUGGAGGCAAAUGGACCGUGCUUUCCAUGUAAAACAAAAUCAAUUUUACGACGAACGUCCAAGAGAAAAUAAUUGGAAAUUCGUGAAAAGAAUCUGUCGCUAAAGUUAGAAGAUAAAAACAUUGUCUGCUUAGUCUUGCAAUGUAAAUACGGUAGAUUAUAUAUGAUGCGACUUCGUAAGAAAUCAUUUUUCAACUCUUCUUCUACAUAAACAUAAGCGUAUGAAAAGCUCUCCAUUUCUUGUCCAAUCAUUUUUUGUAUUCAUUACGAUUAGUUAAUAAUCUAUUAUUUGGCUGCUUUAGUCAAGUUUUGCUACCGAGUAGUCAAACAAAUGAGGAAAAUCGCUAAAAAAUUGAAUUAUUUAACUUGAUCGCGUCUUUUCUGCGCCUCAUAGAACUUCAUUCAUUCAUUAAGUUAACUUAUAAUGCAUUAUUCUCUGCGCACAUUAUGCAAUUUCUGUUGGAAGUUUCACGACUUGUCAAUAUUGCUCAAAUACAAAAAGGAAAAGAAACAGUCUCACUACGAUAAGUCUCUCAAACGUGCAAUGCUAUCACGUGACCUGAUCAAGCGGGCGAAUCGCUCGAGUAAUAGGAUAAUAAGAGCCUCGCGCCAAAUGCGAAGGAACUUGAACGGGACGUUUAGGUUGGUUGCACGAAUUUAUCUCACCUUGUAAAUAAACACGAAUACAACUUACAUUUUACAGCAUACGCCUCUUAACAGCGCAGAUGUUUUAUACGUACAUUACUAUGAGAAUCUAUAAUAUAUAUAAUAUAUCGCACAACUAUCUAAAUAAAUAUCUAUUUAAGAGAAAAUAUGACGAAAAUUUUAUAUUAAAAAAAAAAGAAUUACUUAAUAAAAAAAAGGAACAUAAAGUUUUAGCGAGAAAAAAUUAAUUCGUCGAAUUAAUACGCAUUCAGCCAAGUAUGUUUGAGUAAUAAACAUGCGCUCGUGUUGCGUGUUUUAAACAUCUCUCUCGAAGUUAUUAGCCUAAAAUGUCCUAGAAAAAAAAUUAGAGCUCUGUACAUUUAAUAAUAAAAUAACGCGCGCGUGAGAGAGAAAAAGCAAAACUAAUCGAGUAAUGGCGCGAUUCGGAAAACACGGUGAUCGAUCCGUGGAGGUAAUUAUAAGAAGCGAAAUACAUAUUAUUUGCGACUAUUGUAGAUGUGACCGUGUACAAUGAUUAUUUAUUAUAAAAUAAAAGGUUGAACAAUCUUCUGCGUGUUUACAAUUUUGGGUAAUUAUUUAGAAUCUUAAAAAAAAUGUGUGUAGAAUAAAGCCAAUAGCGGUUUGAGCGCAAAUCGGACGGCGGCCUAAAUGCUUAAACUGAAGUUCAAGUAUUUAACAUAUUUUAAUUAAAUACAUAAAUGCUUGAACUAUAAAAAGAAAUUGAGUUGAAAAAUUUAUUCGAAUUAAUAACUUCUUUUUAGUAUAUGUUAUUCUAACCCAUUUAUCUUGAUUCCAUAAAAUUUUAUAUCUGUAACGUUUUUAAAUUAAUACGCAAAAUAUACAUUUGCAUAAAUAUCUUACUCGGAUCCAGUAUUCCGAUUUAAUUGUAAGAUAAGCGUUGAUUUCUCACUUACCGACAUCAUGACGCGCAGCAGCGGAGUUGCUACGUUGACCUGCAACACACAAAUACGAAAUCUAGAUUAGCGCUCAAACAACACAAUUAACAUUAAAAAACUAAAAUAAUGUUACUCACCACAGGGUUGUUCCGCCGUUGCCCGAUGCCCGGACCUCCGCUUCCUCUCAUAUUCCGUCAAUGCAACACAACACUCGCGGACGACGCAAACAAGAGAUCAAUUACGAUCGCGUGACAUUUGACAAACUCCCGGCGAAGCGACAUCAUCACGUAGCGAAAGGGACACACGACCGCGCGAGGAUAUGAUCUAGAUACGAAUGCGUACAUCGAUAUUCCGUCGAAAUUAACAUUUAUUUCACAUCGUACGGGGUAAAUUAAUCUCGUGCAAGAACAAGAAAUAGACGCGUGCGUCUCAGAGCGAUUUCGCUGUCUCUUCCGAACAUUUAUCUCGCUACAGGUUAAGGCCGCAGCACAAACUCGAAUCUUGCAUAGCUGUAUAACAAUGUGCAUAAGGACACUGAUUGGUCCAUUAGCACAUGCAUAAGGAAAUGAAUCAAUCAAUUUCUUUAUGCAUACAGUUAUGCGGCUAUGCAAAAGUCUCUGCUUGGGUUUUUACUCACGAAAAUUCGGACGUACGUGUGAAAAAAAUUCCGCGCGCGACAUUGAUGACGUCAUACGAAGGAGUACGCGUACGAAUGGUACGAACGUUGUCGCGGACGAACCUCGCAGCGAGAGAGACUCAUCGUCGCUAACUUCACGCCAUGCGCUACUCCGCAAGAGAAAGAGAGAAAGACCUAACGCGCGCGUUUUACGACGAUGGCUAUUUCGAAUAUUUACGGCACACAAAAACGCAAAUAUCCAUUAUAUGUACGUGCACGGAGAAUCAGGAACAAAACAAUCCUAUGGUGAGUAACAUUAUAUUAGUUUUUUAAUGUUAAUUGUGUCGUUUGAGCGCUAAUCUAGAUUUCGUAUUUGUGUAUUGCAGAUCAAUGUAGCGUUACAACUCCGCUGCUGCGCGUCGCGAUGUCGGUGAGUGAGAAAUCAACGCUUAUCUUAUAAUUAAAUCGGAAUAAUGGAUCCGAGUAAAAUAUUUGUGCAAAUAUAUAUUUUACGUAUUAAUUUCCAAACGUUACAGAUAUAAAAUUGUAUGAAUUCAAGAUGAAUGGGUUUUAAUUAGAAUGGCAUAUACUAAAAAGAAAUUAUUAAUUCGAUUAAUUUUUCAACUCGAUUUUUUUACAGUUCAAUUAUUUAUAUAUUUAAUUUAAAUAUAUUAAAUACUUAAACUUCAGUUUAAGCAUUUAGGCCGUGGUCCGAUUCGCGCUCAAAGCAAAACUAAUUGGGUAAUAACGCGAUUCGGGGGACACGGCGAUCGGUCCGUGGGGGUAACUAGGAAGUGUAAUACAUAUAUUACUUUAAACUAUUGUAAAUGUGACCGUAUAAUGACUAUUUAUUAUAAAAUAAAAGGUUGAACAAUCUUCUGCGUGUUUACAAUCUUUGUUCGGUGCCUUGAUUCUUCCAUAGAAAAUCGCAAGCUAUACAAUUUGUUUCUUUCGGCAUAGUCUAGUUCAAUUGUCGCUAUCAGAUUACCGACGCCAAUGCCAUUAUGUUAUCAGGUCGACAGA
This is a messenger RNA of Solenopsis invicta (red fire ant), 5105 nucleotides long. RefSeq lists its product as uncharacterized. NCBI's taxonomy places the organism in Eukaryota, Metazoa, Arthropoda, Insecta, Hymenoptera, Formicidae. Bases 175 to 1491 code for a protein of 438 amino acids. The record is from RefSeq and is a predicted model, not a curated record. The transcript has 6 exons.